AUGGAUCGGAAAGANCUCCGAACGAAUAUGACACUCACCACACUUGACCUCAGUGGGAACAGAAUCGGUGCUGAAGGAGCACAACACAUUGCUAAUGCACUCCGAACGAAUACGACACUCACGACACUCAACCUCAGUGGGAACCUAAUCGGUGCUGAAGGAGCACAACAUAUUGCUAAUGCGCUGCGAACGAAUACGACACUCACCACACUUGACCUCACUCGUAACCGAAUCGGUGAUGAAGGAGCACAACAUAUUGCUAAUGCGCUGCGAACGAAUACGACACUCACGACACUCAACGUCAGUGGGAACCUAAUCGGUGCUGAAGGAGCACAACAUUUUGCGGGUGCCCUGCGAACGAAUACGACACUCACCACACUUGACCUCAUUGAGAACCAAAUCGGUGAUGAAGGAGCACAACACAUUGCGGAUGCGUUGCGAACGAACGCAACACUCACCACACUUCACCUCAUUGAGAACCGAAUCGGUGAUGAAAUGGCUCAACGUAUUGCAGAUGCAUUGGGAAGGAAUAUAAGCGCCAAGAUGGUAUAG
Messenger RNA from Adineta ricciae, 552 nucleotides. Lineage: Eukaryota; Metazoa; Rotifera; Eurotatoria; Adinetida; Adinetidae. The record is from the annotation of a GenBank genome assembly.